AUGGUUCAUUACAAAUUUGGUCGUUGUACUGUUUGCCAAUUUCGUUUACAUCCUGACAAUGUUUAUACUUUGAAAAAUUGUAAUCACACAUUCCAUCGCGAAUGUGUCAUCCGUUGGAUUACCGAAGGGUCAAAAGAUUGUCCUCGUUGCCGUUAUCCUGCUACUUUGACUGAUAUUAAACAACUUUUUGUUGAAGAGGCAAGUGAUAGUUCUGACGAUUCUGGUGAUGAGCUCAUUCAAAGUUCGAGCAAAAUCUCUACUCAAACGGUGGGAAUUUUAAGAUAA
This is a messenger RNA of Meloidogyne enterolobii, 285 nucleotides long. The record is from the annotation of a GenBank genome assembly. Lineage: Eukaryota; Metazoa; Nematoda; Chromadorea; Rhabditida; Meloidogynidae.